Molecule: messenger RNA, 2578 nt
Organism: Bolinopsis microptera
Lineage: Eukaryota; Metazoa; Ctenophora; Tentaculata; Lobata; Bolinopsidae
Product: tetratricopeptide repeat protein 39B-like
Exons: 15
Coding region: 78-2192 (704 amino acids)
Source: RefSeq, a predicted model, not a curated record
GUGUUCAGUUUUGUAAAUGCGUUAGUUUAACAUAAUCAUACAAUGAUUAUUUUUGAAGCAACAUUUAAUUUGUUACCAUGCGACGUCCAUUAGAACGCAGAAGUAUGGUUUUCGGCUUAUUAAGACAGAGAAGUCCUGGAGGAAGCUCUCAGGACGACUCCGAGAACACGGAUACAUCAGAACUUGAUAAGAAAAUAGAAAUGGGGCGAACAUCACAACAGACACUGGAGAAUAAACCAGUAGAGCAAACCUUACGAGAUGAUUCUGUAGAAGGACUUACAACUGGUGAAGCAAAUGCGCUCGCUGACGAGAUAACUGAUCUUCCAUCCUCGUCAUCGAAGGGAGAACCAAAUCAACCUGAUAUAAUGGAGAAUGGACCACCUCAAGAACCUUUAACCAAUUUUAUUGAGCGAGAUAGGUCUAUGGGGAGGGAAAGUGACCUCUCCGCAAUGACUACUCCAGAAAUGAUUAUGGAUCCUCACAUUGACAUGGACGUAAACGUUAACAUGGCAUUGGUUCAUAAAUCCCUGGAACUACUUCUUGACAACAAAUUCCUGGAAGCAGAGGACAUCCUUAAAAAGCACUACGAAACAGAUAUGCAUUUCGCUCUGGGAUAUGGAGCAAUGCUAACGUUUCAGGCUAUAAUGACGUAUGACUCUCGGGAGAUUGAGAAAGGUUAUGCAAUACUGGCAAAGGGUUUGGAAUUGACAGAUUCACAGAGACAGAAAAGAACAGAUUACCUCCGUAUGAAGGCACCGAAAUAUGAAGAGGUAGUUGCAGAGCUACUCUACGCUGAGACACUGCUGCUCACUUCACUCCUUUCCUUUACUCAAAGUGACUCUGUGAUAGCCAUGAUAAAAGGUGCCGUCAAGGGACGAACCUCCUAUGGGAUCUACAGGGAUUUGUAUAACAAAUAUAUACUCAAAGCUGGCAUUAGCAGGCACAACAAGUCGAAAAUACCGGAGUACUUAUCGAACGAUUUUCUCUCUGGGAUUCUAAUGGGUUAUGGAUGCUUUCAUAUAGCGCUUUCAAUGGUUCCACCUAAAUUACUAAAGAUAUUAGAGCUUGUUGGAUUGCAGGGAGAUACACAAGAAGGGCUGAAGGCACUUUCUCAGGGAGUGGAUUGUGAUGGUUUAAGAUCAUCAUUCUGUGCCCAAGCAAUCAUCGCAUAUGAAUCAGCUUUCAAAUUCCACUUAGACCCCUACAACAUGAAACUUGAAGUGGUUGAUAAGCUCACAACAAAAUAUUUAGCAAAACAUCCUGUAUGUGUGUCUUUUCAAUUCUUUGCUGGUAGAACUGAAAUGCUCAGAAGGAAUUUGCCGAGUGCUAGGCAAACUUUUGAAAAAUGCAUCAUGUUGCAGGAUGAGUGGGUCACAAUGCACCAUACAUGCUGGUUUGAACUAUUGUGGGUUUCAUCAUUGGAACAAAAAUGGAGUGAAGCUGCUGAAUAUGCAGAAAGGUUGUUUGGAGCAAGCAACUGGAGUAAAACAUCCUAUCUCUAUCUACUUGCUGCUUUUAGGCAUGCCCAAUUUAUUGACAGUGACCCAUCCAGAAAGUAUGCAAAAGAUCCAAAUAUAACAACACUGUUCAAAGAUGUUAAAGAAUAUCAAAUAAGGGUGGCAGGGAAACGACUUCAAAUAGAAAAGUAUUGUGUGCGAAAAGCAAGAAGUUUCAAAAAUAGAAACAACUUCCUAUUCUUACCAGCCCUAGAAGCAAUGUACAUAUGGGGAAUCUUCUCAUUAUUGGACGAAUCAACUGCAAAAACUUUUAUACAAAAAUGUGAUUCCAAAAUGGUGAAUGGUGUUACAGAUGUUCAACUUUGUGCAGAUGAUAGAGCACUUGGACAUCUUAUGAUUGGUGUAUUGUGGAAACAUUGCUAUCUGUUAACCAAGAAUAAUAACGAUGAAAGUAGCAGAGAAUCUUGCUUACAAAAAUCAGAGGAUUCACUCACAAAAUCACUGUCGUACGAAAAACAGAUUGCUUUGGACCAUUUUAUUAUGGGUUGGGCCAACUAUGAAAUGGCAGAACUUUACUGGUUAAAAGGUGAUAACAGAAAAGCAAUGGAAUCUGUGAAAGCUUGUAAAAAAGUUUCAUCCAAAGUAAAAUAUUCUCUGGAGAGUAGAGUAAUGUUCAAGAUUCACAAUCUGACAGAAAGGAUCAAGAAUUCAACUGGAAAUACAAGUACAACUUGAUACAAAUAUUUCCAAAUCAAUAUCGAAUCUAACCCUCAUAAAAAUCUUGGACAGUAUUCAUCGACUCCAUCGCUAAUUUAAAUUGGAUUAAAACAGCUAUCCAAAAUCAACAUUAUACAUCAUACAUAACAUGCGACCAUGUACCACGUUAUAAUGGGUACCGUUUUUGGUAAUAUAUUUCGUGAUAAAAUCAGCUAGCACUGUUUAUUAAUGUUUAAACAAAUAUCAAAUAUAUCAGCUUAAUACUCCAAAUUUGCGUGCAUGAACGUAUAAACAUUCAGUGCAGUAUGACAUGACUGAUCAAGCAACGGUGUAACAGCAACCAGCAACUGUGUAUAUUUGGAUUUUUUAAUUGAUGUGAUUUACUCUUUCUAUAAACAUUUUGU